Messenger RNA from Drosophila erecta, 3375 nucleotides. RefSeq names its product adenylyl cyclase X E (gene ACXE). The coding region runs from base 1 to 3375 and encodes 1124 amino acids. Gene Ontology annotation, biological process: cAMP biosynthetic process; adenylate cyclase-activating G protein-coupled receptor signaling pathway; intracellular signal transduction. The transcript has 12 exons. Gene Ontology annotation, molecular function: adenylate cyclase activity. The record is from RefSeq and is a predicted model, not a curated record. NCBI's taxonomy places the organism in Eukaryota, Metazoa, Arthropoda, Insecta, Diptera, Drosophilidae.
AUGCCUAACAACCGAGGAAUUUGUCAGCUCAAUUAUGCACGGGAACGCAUGUGGGAACCCGGCUAUCUUAAGGCCAAAUGUGCAGAGUUGCGAUUGGAGAGCGAGUUCCGAUUGUAUAGGAUACGCCUUUGGAAGAGCUACCUCCUCACCUUCUUUGUGCUGCAUGUUUUCGUGACCAGCGUGCACUGUGCCCUACUUCUAGCCACAAUUGAGCGCGUAUCAAUUAUCUAUUUUGAUGUGGCCCUUACCUUGGCGUGCUCCGUGGUACUUAUACUUGUGCUGAGUGUUAACUUCUGCGAUGAAUUCAUAGCGAAACACACGUGGUACAUGUAUGCCAGCUCGAUAUUCGCCUCCAUGACUCUGGUAUUCGCUGACCUUUCUGAAUCGAUUUACCACACCUAUGCGCACAACUGGAUACUGGGCACAUUCUACGACACGUACAUAAUAUACAUGAUAUACAUGUUCCUGCCGAUCCACUUCAUAAGCGGGGCAGUCCUGCUGGCUCUGCUGGUGUCCGGCAUCUAUAUACUUUACUUCGUGCUCUUCAUUGCCCAGGGAUUCGCUCAGUUUGUGACUGCACUAUUCGCAGUCGGCGGAAUGUCGGUGGACAUUGUGCACUACCUGUGCCUUAAUCUCGUGGGCAUAUUCUACCGCGUUAUGAACGACACGGUGGUGCGCUCCUCAUUCCUGGACAGACACCAGUACAUCAAGGAGAAUAUUUGGCUGCGCAACGCCCGGCUGCAGGAGAAGCAGUUGCUGGACAGCAUCCUGCCGCCGCAGAUCUCGCUGCCCCUGCAGAAGCACAUUCAGGGCAGGAUUAUAAUGGCCAAUCAAGGUGUUCACUCCUGGACCGCCUUGGAGCGCACAAUGGCCAUCCAAAUCCAUCCCGAUGUCUCCAUCCUGUAUGCAGACGUGGUGAACUACACUCAGUUGACCACCACACUGACGGUAGAAAAAUUGGUGAAGGUCCUGCACGAUCUCUACGGCAGAUUCGAUAUGGCUGCCUACCGCUACAAGGUGCAGCGCAUCAAGUUCCUGGGGGACUGCUACUAUUGUGUGGCGGGUCUGUCCGAACCCGAUCCCGAUCACGCCACCAACUGUGUUUCCCUAGGCCUUUCCAUGAUCACCAACAUCAUGGAGGUGCGGGACCUGCACAGCCUGGACAUCAAUAUGCGCAUUGGAGUUCACUCGGGCAAUCUGUUUGCAGGGGUCAUCGGGGAGGCCAAGUUGCAGUUCGAUAUAUGGGGACUGGAUGUAACCAUUGCCAAUGUCCUGGAAUCAACUGGAGUGCCGGGAUUCGUGCACAUAAGUAGUGCCACCUUGAACUAUCUGAACGUUAAUCGCUUUGCUAUUGAGGAUGGACCUGAAACUGCCCGGGAACAUCCUCUUCUGCAAAAAUACCGAGUAGGAACAUAUAUAAUUCGACAGGACCUGCAAAUGGACGAUGAGGAUAGUGACGACUUCCUUGGCGAACUACAUGCCCAUUCCCUGUUCGAGGUGGGAGCAGGACCAAGACUGAGUGAUUCUGCUAAUCAAAAUAUUAGGGCGGUUUUCCACGAAGAGUUGCGGGAAGAGUUUCGCAAAAUGCCGGUCAGUGCAUUUAAUCACGAAUCGCUCUUCGGCAUUUGUGGGCUCAAAUCGAAAAAGGAACUUCCUGCAUACCACCAGUUAAACAUUUGCCUGACCUUCACCGACCGUACUCUGGAAAGAGACUAUCUGAAGCAAACCGACUAUAUGUUCAAAUACAGCAUUAUUCUGGGCUGGUGCGUUGGCUGCGGCGUGGUGUACAUCGAGCUGAUGGACACCCAAGCUGUAUGCCCCUCCUGCAUCUUUUUGCCAGCCACAGUGGCCAUAAUACAGUGCAUUCUGACCUUCAUAGCGUGGUACAAGAAGUAUUGCUGGACCAGGUAUGGCCAACACAGCGUGCCCCAUCAAUACAACCGAUUUAGUUGCUUCAUAUUUCACGUCCAUGAGAAGAUCCUCAGCAGUUUGCCCAUCCGCAUCUGCAUAUACCUCUUCUUAGUGUUAUCGAGCUUUUUUGUUAUAUGCGUAAUUGUGAUGAGCUGCAAACGGGAUGAAUUCGAGAUGGCUUAUAUCGAGGAAAGACUCUUUCACUAUGAGCAGGAGGCCAAGAUAUGCUUUCAUCCCUGGGUGACGACCAAUAUGAUAUCGCUGAUGAUUUGCUUGACCUUUACAUUCACCCACAUACCCAUCAUGGUCAAGACAGUAGUGGCCACUUUGGAGACGGCCGGCUAUCUGAUGCUGAUUUUCUUCCAGUUUGACUUCGUCUUCCAUCACAGCAUCACGACAAACCCCUCUUUCAAAUCCGAGUACGCCCAUGCCCUGCUAGUUUGCAUCACCUUCCUAACAAUGUUUGUGAAGGAGCGCCAAAUAGAGUUCACCAACAAAGUAAACUUCAACUGGCGUGUUGAGCUGCGAAAAAAGGAGAAUGACGCCAGCCUUACAAAUCAUUCGAUCAUAAUUAUCCUCAACAACAUACUGCCAUCCCAUAUUGUCGACGUGUAUCUCAAUUCUUUGGCCAAACACGAACUCUACUACGAAAACUAUGAAAUGGUCUCUGUCAUGUUUGCCAUGCUGAUUAACUUUGAAAUGGAUCUGCGCAGCUUAAGGGUGCUCAACGAAAUUAUUGCCGACUUUGAUACUUUGUUGCUCUUCUACAAGGAGUACUACACGGUUGAGAAAAUCAAAAUCGUCGGAUGCACGUACAUGGCGGCGUGUGGACUCGAUCUUAACUUCGCCGGCUCCACAAGUACAAAUCGCAAAACGAGCAUGCCUUCAACUGAUGACAAUGAUAGACCCAACCGAAGACUUAUGUUCCAAGAGAAAGGUGAGGACAUCGAGGAGGUGGUCUUUGUGAUGGCCUCGUAUGCGCUGGACAUGAUGCGAACCCUGGCCAAUAGCAAUGAGGUGUACCAGAGUAUUGCUGGUGAUCGGAAUAUUACGGACGGAACCAUCGCCAUCGGCAUCUCCAGCGGCGAGGUGAUGGCCGGCAUUGUGGGUGCAUCGCAGCCGCACUACGACAUCUGGGGCAAUCCGGUUAACAUGGCCUCGCGAAUGGAGUCAACGGGGCUGCCGGGACACAUCCAGGUGACGGAGGAGACAGCCAGGAUUCUGCAAGACUUCGGCAUUUCCUGUUCAUAUCGCGGCCAGACUUUUGUAAAGGGGCGUGGCAAAAUUCCUACCUAUUUGGUGGGCAUUGAUGAGAACCUCAACUUCAUUUCAAAGGAGGCCACACGAUUUCCCAGUCACCAGGAGCGCAGCACGGUUAUAUCGUUGCAGUCCACCUACUCCCAUCCUGAAGUGGGUAAUAACAGUAUGGGCAGUCUGUCUAGACACACUUUGCAAGGCAUUUAA